Messenger RNA from Plasmodium reichenowi, 933 nucleotides. RefSeq names its product NIMA related kinase 4. NCBI's taxonomy places the organism in Eukaryota, Apicomplexa, Aconoidasida, Haemosporida, Plasmodiidae. The transcript has 7 exons. The record is from RefSeq and is a predicted model, not a curated record. The coding region runs from base 1 to 933 and encodes 310 amino acids. Gene Ontology annotation, biological process: protein phosphorylation. Gene Ontology annotation, molecular function: ATP binding; protein kinase activity.
AUGAAUAAAUAUGAAAAGAUUAGAGAUAUAGGAAAAGGAAAUUAUGGAAAUACAAUACUUGUUAGAGAUCGAAAAAAUGACCAUUAUGUAAUGAAAAUAAUAAACAUUUCACAAAUGUCUCAAAAAGAAAAGAGGCAAUGUUUAAAAGAAGUUGAAUUAUUAUCCAAAUUAAAUCAUCCUUUUAUUGUAAAAUAUAUUGAAAGUUAUAUUGAAGGGGAUACACUUAGAAUAGUUAUGAAGCACUGUAAAGGAGGUGAUUUAUAUCAUUACAUCCAAAAUAAAAAGAAACAAAAUACGCCUAUAAAAGAAAAACGUAUACUCAUCUGGCUAACUCAAAUAUUAACUGCUCUUAAAUUUCUUCACUCAAAUCAUAUUCUUCAUAGAGAUAUGAAGUCUCUAAACAUUUUAAUAGAUAGCGAUAAAAGAGUUAGACUGUGCGAUUUCGGAAUAUCUAAAGUUCUAGAAAAUACUUUAGAUUAUGCUAAUACCUUAAUAGGUACUCCUUAUUAUUUAAGUCCAGAAUUAUGUAAAGAUAAAAAAUAUAGUUGGCCUUCAGAUGUAUGGGCAACUGGUUGUCUAAUAUAUGAACUAGCCACUUUUAGAACCCCUUUCCAUUCAACCAAAGGAAUACAACAAUUAUGUUAUAAUAUUAGAUAUGCUCCAAUACCUGAUUUACCAAAUAUCUAUUCAAAAGAACUUAAUAACAUUUAUAAGAGCAUGUUAAUACGAGAACCAAGUUACAGAGCAACCGUACAACAAUUGCUAGUUUCUGACAUUGUGCAGAGACAACUAAAAUUAUUGAUUGAAGAAAAAAUCAGAGAAAAGCAAAGUAUGAAAAAACCUUUAAAAGAAAAGCCAGCUAUUGAAAAUGAAAAUUCAGGAGCCAACGAACAAGAAGUAAAAACAUUACUUCUGGAUGUUGUUGAUACUUAA